AUGAAGCUGACCACCACUUGUGUGAUUCUGGCUUGUGCCUCUUUGGGUUGGAGCUGGGCCCAGCCGGCGGGUUAUCCCAGUGCACGUCCUCCUCCGACCACUUAUCUGCCCGCCAAGCCACCAGCUCCUCCUCCUCGUCCAGCGCCACCCAAGAGCUAUGGGCCUCCUCCCAAAAAUGGCAAUGGCAAGCCGCCACCAGCUCCGCCCAAGCCGAAUAAUAGCUAUGGGCCUCCUCCCAAGAAUGGCAAUGGAAAGCCGCCGCCAAGCAAUGGAUAUCUGCCCCCUGGAAAUGGUAAUGGAAAUGGAAAUGGAAAUGGAGGAUCAGGAGGAGGAGGAGGAGGCGAUGGUGGCGGCGGCGAGGUGAUUCCCAUUAUUAAACUAGAGUCCAAGGUCAACACUGAUGGCUCCUAUAAGUAUGAAUAUGAAACCGGAAACGGCAUAAAGGCCGAGGAAAUGGGUUACCUAAAGAAUGCCGGAGUCAAGGGUUCUGAGGCACAGACUGCCGAAGGUUCCUUCUCCUACACAAGUCCCGAGGGAGAUGAAAUCAUGCUGACCUACAUUGCGGAUGAGAACGGUUUCCAGCCGCAGGGCGAUCACCUGCCCACACCGCCACCCAUUCCCAUUGAGAUUCAGGAGGCGCUGGACAAGCUGGCUGCCGGAGGAGGCUGUCAUGGCUGCGAUGACAAUGAGACGGGUGGCAAUGAUGAGGAAGGAGGCGGCGGUGGCUAUAACUACCGAAAGUAA
Molecule: messenger RNA, 744 nt
Organism: Drosophila serrata
Lineage: Eukaryota; Metazoa; Arthropoda; Insecta; Diptera; Drosophilidae
Gene: Cpr65Az
Product: Cuticular protein 65Az
Cellular component (GO): chitin-based extracellular matrix
Molecular function (GO): structural constituent of chitin-based larval cuticle
Source: RefSeq, a predicted model, not a curated record